AUGGACCACGACCAAGCUCAGUACGAGAAGCUGGUCGCUUCUGGCAAUGUUAUCGCGGCCUUCAAGACGCAGUUCAACUAUGUGAAGGAGACGGCAAAGAGGGAGAACCCAGUCGACUACAAAAAGCUUUCCUUGGUCGUAAAUAACCUAAUGGAACUCUUUCCCAUAAUUUCUGUAAAUUCGAGUUCCAUAAUGGCAACCAUCAAGGCUCGCUUACAGGGCUUUCUGUGGGAUCUUUACAGCACAGCGGCUCACAGAACUUUGAUGAUGACGCGGGAUGAUGAGCUUUGGAUUGACGGGCGAAAAGCGUGGCUGAAGCUCGAGCGUUGGAGACAAUCGAAUCAGGACAGUCGGUUUUUGCGCGUGUUCUUCCACACCUGGUGGUUGGCGACUCACCAACAGUGUCGCCGGCUCUACAACGACUUCCGCGAAGACAUUAUCCAACAAUCAAGCGUCCCUGGGCUCGGCCUCCGUCUCAUCAACGAAUUCUUACAGUUCAUCGACGAGAAAUUCAAAGUGCCAGCGCUCGACAAAAAGAUGAUGGACCUCGACGACAGAAAACACCUCGGACCGCCGAUCGGAGAAACUUUCAAAGAAUUGACAGCGUUCGUGAGCGCAUUCAAGCAGGACAUCUUCGAGCGUUUUCCAAGUGGCAAGAACUGGAGAAAGCACGAGUUCGUCUGCAUGGCUCGACUGAUGAAAUAUCUGAGCAAAUAUCUCACUCCGAAGUUCAUCACGCCUUCUAGCGGGAUCUUUGAAAACGACAUCCAGGAGAUCAUCUACGGCUUCGCGCAAAUCUGUCACAAUAUCUGUGAAAACCUCGUCACCCUGCCCGAAAAAGACUCGAAUGUGCUCCUUGCUCUCGAGACUGUUCUUAUUCCGCUCAACGAAUCGAUAGGCAACAUGGCAGAAGCUUUAAGUAAAUUCACAGGUUCUAACUUCAAACACCAUCACAAAUAUGCUGCCUUCUCUGUCUACAGCUUUUGUCGAGUACUCCAGACGAUUGCUAAACGAAACGAUCUUGAUAAAACGAAGCAGCGCGAGAUCGUCGAGACCGGGCUCAAAAAUCUUGGAGGUUCCUUCAAGUACGUCUACUCGAUUUCCAAACACGAUGACAACUUCACAAAUCUGGAGCAUUGGAAUCUCAUCGAACUGACAAUCAACGAGCUUGCCAUUACUUGCGAAACAAACAAUCUUUGCAGCCGGAAAAACUCGAACAGCAUGACAAUCUUCAGAGAGAUGGAAAUCGAUCUUCGUAAAAACCGUCAACCCUCAAAAAUGGACAUCGUCUACAUGAAGGCAUUUCUCAAUCAACUUUUUUCUCAGCCUUAUAAACGAUGUGGUUUUUCCGAGAAUUCGCUCUUCGAUAUGUUCGGAGUAGUGAAAAAAUCACGCGCCCGAUUCUUGAGCAUAUUAAUCAGCACGCUGAGCGAGUAUGGCGUCCCCGACAAAACUGAGCCCGUUGUGCUAAUUGUUGACACCCUUGUUGAGUUCGGAGACGUCGAAAAACUUCCAGAAAAAGAUCAAGACCUACUCAAACUCGUCAUUGCUCAGCUGCGAGAAUUCUUCCCGAAGGAGACGAAAAAACUUGCGUCGAUAAUAAAAAAUGAGGAUGACGAACUCAUCACUGUCUGGAAGAUGCUGUCCGUUUGGCAACGCGAUCUUCAAGUCGCGUGGAGCGAGAAAAUGGCAAAAGCCACUUCGAAGCCCCCGACACUCGACGUUGAAAAAUUAUCCAAGAUCAAAGUCAAAACUCAAUUCAAGAAGACUUCUUCUGAGAUGCAGGUAUGCAACUAUGUCAACACGGUCUACAUUGCGGCGCAACUUCUUUUGAUUCUUGGAAAACGAGAAGCUGGGAAUAGGGUCCUGAAAGACUUGCUUACAGCCCUCGUCGACUGGUAUUUUCAGAAGACUAAAAUUAUCGCUUCUGUGAGUGAGCUUCUCGGUGAUCUUGUAAUGGACUUGGGAUCGUCACUUUGGGUUGCGCGGCGGCAUUCUUAUUUCUCUACUCAGCCCGAAUACGACGAGGAUAUUCAUUGGACCCUGAAACGAGCGAAUGCUUGCGAGUUGACCUCGAAAGAUAAGAAACAUCUUGCUUUUGGUUAUAUGAUGUUCCAGGACGGUAUCCCAGAGACAAAAAAGAGCUACAUUGGUUGGAUAGAUGAGGCUAUCACCCGAAUCAUGUUACAAACCUCUCUCUCUGGAUCUUCCGGCUGGUCAGAUUAUCAUGACAAGGCCUUUGGUCAUGUGGGCUCGAUGAUAACUGCGAAUCAAACAAGCGGCCUUCGUUACGCUCUUCAACUCAUCAUCACUUUCCUGUCGAGGGCAUGCGAUCGGCAAUUCUACAAAACGAUCUUCGUUACUUCGGGGAAGGCCGAGGGUUCAAUGAAAGUCCAGAAAAUUGGAAGAGAAAUGAUUGCGACCCUGCGUGCGCUUGAGAAAACCAUCUGGAUAAGUGUCGACUUCAUCGAUGAUCUCAUCAAACGAGGCAUGUCGACCGAGGCGAGAAUGUUUUCCAACGAGCUGCUUGUUUUAUCCGAUAUUUGGGGAUUGCAGACUGUCAACAUAAUGGCAAAGACACUCCAAAUACGAGCACUGGAGCUUGAAGGUCAAACGAGCAAGUGGGAAGAGGAAAUUCCAGCGCUUUUAAAAGUCUUCGAUAUCAACGAGGACAACCCAUUUAUGCGCGACGUCAAUCCUCAAGCAAAAGCACAGGCGAACUCACUUAACUCGCAAAUGGCAGAGAAAAUAAUGAAGAAAACGGAAACAACAGAAGCCUUCACAUUUCAACUUCCAGUUCUUCCUAAGAUUGGCAAGCUUGAUCUCGAUGUUGCGCGGAACUAUGUUAUUGCACUUACAACUUUUUUCCGUGUUCAUCCAGAUCCUACUCGAGCUGUCAACGCUGGCCUGUUCCUUUUUAAAGAGAUCGCUAUCGCUGGUCAUCAACUACCGCAGCUGCUCCUGGAGCUUGCAUACGUCAUCGUUCUUCGCGCGACGGAACUCGAUAGACCAUCUGACGCUGUCGAGCACGUCAAAAUUGCUCUCGAGCCUGUCCGAAACUCCGAGAAAGUCAAUCCAAAGAAGUGCGGCCGAUUCGCGAAAUUGCAAGUGGCAAUCGUCAUUUACAAUAGAACCUUCGACGCAAACAAAGAAAAUCUUGAGCUAACCGCCCCGUUUCAAGAAAUGGCCAACACCAGCAAUGUGAAGAUGCCCGCCCGACGGGGUAGAGUGAAAACAACUAGCGAUCAAACUCCAGCGAUUACUCCGAUGAAACCGGUCAAUGUGAAGCUACAGAAAAGGAAGAAAGACAUGCUUCGAAUAUUCAAUGACGACGCGGCGAUUUCAUUGGCAACUCCAAAGAGGGCAAAAAUCAAGAAUGAAAUCAAAGACGCUGACUAUACGCCUCGAACUCCCGUUUCGGCCACUCGAACAACUCGGAUUACGAGAGCUACAGCUCGUCGAAUGAAAAUAGAAGCCGUUGAUGGAGAUCAAGCCGGGGACACAAUUUUUGAAGAUCCUGAGGAAGAAGCGAGAGUCGUACCGAUGGGUGAUAUUCCAGAUCUGUCUCCCAUCAAAACGAGCCAAAAAGAUAAGACGGAGGGUGUUCGUCUCCAGAAUUUCAGUUCACGACCAGUCUCUCCAAUCGAGUCUGAGAUCAACACGAUCUUCAGUACUCAUACUGGAGCAGGCGAUCCGCCUAAGCAUAUUUCAGAAGAGGCAGUCCUGGAUGAAGCUCUCGCGACCGCCAAGAAAAACAGCGACAUGGAAACCAUCAGAGCGAUUUACAAUCUACGCAUAGGGCAGAUUCUUCGCCAGGAACAAGUGUCCCAGCAAAGCACGAUGGUCUUGAGCAAUUCUUCGAAGCUCGCCGCGCUUCACACUGAUGUCAACGGCAUUGGAGCAGUUCUUGAGGCGCAGUACUACGCUCAUGCUCGCAUGUCCAACAAUGUCAGCUUUGUUCCGGAAGAGAACUGGAUACAAGCCAAAGACAUGGCCGAUAAUAUAAGUAUUGAGUUUCCUUUCCUGCGACAGGAACUGAAGGACACCGUCGUCUUGGUGAGUUUGAUUCCAGCUCUUUCGAAGACAUUAUCCUGCACAUACGAAAAUUGCCUCGCACUUAUCACUCGUUUGGAGCCCAACGGGAAAUGUAUUUCGAUCGGAUUUGAUGGUCAUGCAUUUGCCAAGGAGGCUGUGCAAAUGCGCGACAUGUGUCACAAGAUUUCUGAAGAGAUUGGCAAAGAUGUCAAAAACCCUACCAAAUGGUGGAAGGUGCGCGAGAAACGAGAAAAGUACUGUAAGGAUUUAGUGCUGUCCAUUCUCCCAGAUGUUCUUGGUCCAGCUCUUGCUCUAUUCACAUUCUCUGAAAGCAUUACUUGGACCGAUGCAGUUCCCAAGCCCAAAAACUCACUUCACGCCGACUUUUUGAGCCAUGCGAUUCGGGCUUGGUCUCAUAUGAACACUCUUGGCAGGACGAAUGUCGCUGAACUCGUUGGAGUGAAUAAACUGGAUCUCGACCAUCUCGCAAAGAACCACGUCUUUGCAGAGUUGGAUUAUCAGCGGACAACCGCUACAUAUCUCAUCCUUGGACGAGUGGUUCAAUCGAUCGCCAUGGAAAGGAUGCCUAUUUGUCAGGGAAUUCUAAUGUCUAGGAUGCUUUCUGUGAGGCACGCGGAGUACAUCCUUCGACAACCGGCGAGCAAACGGUCAGUAGACAUCUCAAAUCUACUCUACGUCGUAGACAACCACGUCAACCUAGCGACUUCGGCCACUACAGUUGGAAACUUCUUCAAGAGCGUUCAGCAAUGGGAUGGCUACGUUUCCAUCAUUCCGAAUUCAAGGGAGUUGAUUGAGAAACUCAAUAAAUUCGACCUCUACGUCUUUGCUGGGCAUGGAAGCGGCUCCGACUUCGUUGGCGGCUGGGGAGGUGUGGCCAGAAAAGGUGUAACAAGCACCAUGCAUCUUAUCGGCUGUGCUUCCGGCAGACUUCUCGAUUAUGGUCGAACUGAGCCGAGGGGUGCAGUGACAUGUGUCUUGAACUCUGGCUCUUCAUCAGUAAUGGGCAUGCUCUGGGACGUUACUGAUAGAGACAUCGACCGAUUUACGUUACGCUUGUACAAAGACUGGUUCUCCGCGGCGAGCAACUCGUCUAAAGAAACAGGACCGUGCCUCUCCCGAUUCAUCAACGAGUGCUCACGAGCUUGCAAGCUGCCAUAUGUCGUCGCCGGUGCAACUGUCAACUACGGGCUAAUCCCUGUCUGCCACAAUAUCCCUCAGGGUUGGGAAAAGGGAUUGCCUGAACAAAUCGACUACAAAAAGUAA
Messenger RNA from Oikopleura dioica, 5319 nucleotides. The record is from the annotation of a GenBank genome assembly. Lineage: Eukaryota; Metazoa; Chordata; Appendicularia; Copelata; Oikopleuridae.